UGUUCUAGGUUUCUGUGUGCUUAGGUGCCCGAGCUACUGAGGGUCUAAGUCCCGGGCAGUCGAAGAGUGUGGUAGGUAACGGUCGUCAGCGCAAGGGUCAUUUCGUCGCUGGGAAGGGACGGCCCUCGCCCGCGGUGAUGGUGGUUAGCAAGAUGAACAAAGAUGCACAGAUGAGAGCAGCGAUUAACCAAAAGUUAAUAGAAACUGGAGAAAGAGAGCGCCUCAAAGAGUUGCUGAGAGCUAAAUUAAUUGAAUGUGGCUGGAAGGAUCAGUUGAAGGCACACUGUAAAGAGGUAAUUAAAGAAAAAGGACUAGAACACGUUACUGUUGAUGACUUGGUGGCUGAAAUCACUCCAAAAGGCAGAGCCCUGGUACCUGACAGUGUAAAGAAGGAACUCCUACAAAGAAUAAGAACAUUCCUUGCUCAGCAUGCCAGUCUUUAAGGUUUAAUUAGAUUGUGUUGUUCUGUGGUUUUAUGUCUGAAAACUUGCCAUAAAUUAGAACUCAGUCUCCCAAAACAAAAUCCUUUUUUGUAUGAUGGUAUACAGUUUUCAGUAAUGAUGUAUACAUUGUAUUGAUUUUUUUCCCUAAAUGUGUUAUUUUAAUAAAUAUCUCAUGAAUAAGUUUGAAGUUUGCUUGGAUUUUGGAAUAAAUGGGACUCUGUCUUUAUUACUAAUUCACUGGAUUGUUGAGAGAAACAAUGAGCAAUUAAUAUAAGUAUUUAGUAUGUGCAAUUAUCUGUGCUAACAGCAGGAGGUAACAGCCUUUCCUGAUUGUCUACAUAUGGUGUAUUCCUCUUGUGAAUCCCCAUUCUAUUUUAUAAAUUGUAAUAUCCCAUCUUGUACUAUGGUAUUAUUUUUUCAUAUUUGUUACAAACUCUGAGGGUUAGGACUGGGUUUUACUCAUCUUUCUGUGCCUUCCUUAUGCUUCAAAGAAUUUGCCAUCUAGUAGAAGAGAGAACAUUUGCAAGCUGACUGCCCACCAAGCUCCUCUCACAAUACUCUACUCAUCUGAACUUUGAAAGCAGAAUCUGUAAAUUGCAUCCCCACAUACUAAGGUCAAGAAAGAACUCACUGGGAAUUAAUCUUCAUCCAUUAGCUUUACUAUGCCAUCAGGAUUGCUAAAUCCAAUGGACUCUGUCUGUUCUUAUGUGACCUCUGCUGCAAAGUGAGAAUGUUGACUAUCCUGCCACUUGGAACUCUCACCCCAGUCCUCAUAUUGUUUCUUCCUACCAAAGGAAGUUCCUUCUGUUUCUUGUGGAAUACCAAUACCUGUUACUGUAUGUGACUUUUAAGUAAUAAUGUUUUUAGGGCUCUCUUCUGAGUUCUCUGCCUGACUUAACUGGAUGUACUUUCCCUGGGCACAUCCAGGAAAUGGGUCAGACCAUGGUUUCAAAUACCAACAGGUUGAUAAAUGCUAA
Molecule: messenger RNA, 1420 nt
Organism: Dipodomys ordii (Ord's kangaroo rat)
Lineage: Eukaryota; Metazoa; Chordata; Mammalia; Rodentia; Heteromyidae
Gene: Eny2
Product: enhancer of yellow 2 homolog (Drosophila)
Exons: 5
Coding region: 138-443 (101 amino acids)
Biological process (GO): regulation of transcription by RNA polymerase II; positive regulation of DNA-templated transcription; poly(A)+ mRNA export from nucleus
Cellular component (GO): nuclear pore; DUBm complex; SAGA complex
Molecular function (GO): chromatin binding; transcription coactivator activity
Source: RefSeq, a predicted model, not a curated record